AUGGCGCCAGGUGAAGGCGAGGCGGCGGCGAUGCUGCCGCCCACGGCGAGAAGGGCCACGAGAGACCAGAAGAUCAACAAGAUUGGGUUUGAUCUCCUCGCUCGUACUCAAUUAUCCGAGCGGUACCUGGAGGAGUUUGCUAGCCACGACGAAAUUGUCGAAGCCCUGCUUCGGACGCGCAUCGUCCGCCUGAACGACUUGGGACUGAGUGAGAUUGACAACCUCGAGCUCCUCUCUGAUGCCGUCACCCUCUACUUGCAAGACAAUGCCAUCCACACCAUUGAAAAUCUCGAGUUUCUGACCAAACUUGAAGUUCUCAGCCUUGCCCACAAUGCCAUCACCGUCGUCCCAGACCUCAGUUUUCUGCAGCGUUUGGUGUGGCUUGACUUGUCCCACAACUCGAUCACCGCUGUCCGCCCAGCUCACUUUCCGUCAGGCCUGCGUCAAUUGAGCCUGGUCGGCAACCCCUGCAGCCAGCACCAGGACUACAGGCAAGCCCUCCUUCUCCGGUUGCCAGAGCUCCGAUACCUCGACGGCACCGAGGUCACUCCGGCGGAACGCCGUCAGCUAGGACAGGAAACCAUCGCCAGUGCAUUAGAAGCUGAGCAGGCAGCUACUGCCGCUGCUGCCACUGUCGCUGCUGCUGCUGCCCCACCCCAGAUCUCGCAGCCUGCCACAAACACUUCAGCUGCACCCAAGCCACCAACUUCUACAAGUAGUCGGCGGACAUCGACCACACGAGCCCGUCCAACCACGGCACCAACUGGCGAGGAAGAUCACUUGGCUGCCACCAGCCGCACUGCCGAGUUGCGCCGCCUCUUUGCCACCAAUGCCGGCGCCGAUGCCGUCUGUGGCUAUCUGCUCAGCGAGCUUCAUAUGGCAUCAGAGGACAUGCGCGAACGCUCUCGCCGUCGUCGCGCCAAGCUGGAGCAGGAGCGACAGCCUGCCGCUGGACAGCCGCAAGCCGCUGCUGCUGGACCCACGCCCACUGAAGUUGAAAUGCCAGACAGUACCCCCCUGCAGGACGCCAUCGCCCGUGCCACUCAACGUGCGCAGAAAGAUGCUCAGAAGCUUGUGGACCAGAUGCAAGCACGACGCACCCAGUUGGCGCGCGAGCGUCCCCCGCUGCCUUCCAUUGCCUCUGCACACACGCCCUCGGCCCCUGCCGUGGCUACCACGACCCGCCAGCACACCGGUCCGGCACCCCCCGCCCUGGACAAGGCAUCCACCCGAUCAGCCCCAUCUUCUGCCACAGGUCCUGGCCGCCGACGACGGCCCCCAAGCACAACGCGGCCGGGCAGCGGUGCUUCGACAGCCAGCACCGCCCGUCGCCCAAACUCGGGAGUGCGAUUGCAGCCGCUUCGGCCACCGGCUUCUUAG
Molecule: messenger RNA, 1380 nt
Organism: Monosiga brevicollis MX1
Lineage: Eukaryota; Choanoflagellata; Craspedida; Salpingoecidae
Exons: 6
Coding region: 1-1380 (459 amino acids)
Molecular function (GO): protein binding
Source: RefSeq, a predicted model, not a curated record